Messenger RNA from Dictyostelium purpureum, 2385 nucleotides. RefSeq lists its product as uncharacterized. Gene Ontology annotation, cellular component: nucleosome; nucleus; mitochondrion. Gene Ontology annotation, molecular function: zinc ion binding; structural constituent of chromatin; uracil DNA N-glycosylase activity. The transcript has 3 exons. Gene Ontology annotation, biological process: base-excision repair; nucleosome assembly; base-excision repair, AP site formation via deaminated base removal. The record is from RefSeq and is a predicted model, not a curated record. NCBI's taxonomy places the organism in Eukaryota, Evosea, Eumycetozoa, Dictyosteliales, Dictyosteliaceae. Bases 1 to 2385 code for a protein of 794 amino acids.
AUGUCAAAUAAUACGUACAGGGUCGAAUAUGCAGGGUCGGGAAGAUCGAGUUGUAAGCAUUCAAAAUGCAAAAAACAAAUAGAAAAAACAUCAUUAAGAAUUGGUAAAUUAUAUCCAUCGGAUAGAUUCGAAACAGAUGGUCAAGCUAUAGAUUGGUUCCAUCCUAAUUGUUUCUUUGAAAAACAAAAAAAUGCAAGAAAAACAACCAAAAAAGUAGAUGAAAUUGAUGAUUUAGAAGGUUUCGAUGAUAUUAAAAAGAGUGAUCAAAAAUUAAUUGAGGAACUGAUAAAUGACCACAGAGAUUCAAUAUUAAGUAAACCAAAAUCAAAAUCCAAGUCUAAACCCAAAGCAAAAGAAUCAAAACCAACAAAAUCAGCAGCAUCAUCGUGGUUUGUUGAUGAUAGUGGUAAUAUUGCAAAUAGUGAUGAUGAGGAUAGCCAUAAAAAUAAAUCGACCAGUAAACACAACCACAGUAAGAAACAAGCAGCAUUUGAACCAAAUGAACAGGAUGAUGACGAUAUUUUUGAUGAUGUUGAUGCAUCAAAAAGUUUAACAAGUACUGUCCAAUCAACAAAAACUUCAGCUUCAACAUCCAAAUCAAAUAAGAAACCAUUUUUAUUAUCAUCAGUUUUAUCAAAGAAAUGGUUUGAUAGUUUAGAUACAGUGUUGACACAAAAUAAACCAUUGUUUGAAGAAAUUGUUGGAGAAAAAAGAAACAGUAGUUAUUUACCUAUUUCAAGUCAAAUAUUUUCAAGUUUAAAUUUUGUAGGGUCACCAAAGGAUUGUAAAGUUGUUUUCUUUGGUCUUUCACCAAAUAAUAAAAAAGAAACAUCAUGUGGUUUUUCAUUUUGUGAUGCAUCUGCCGAUAAAUGGAAAUUAUAUAAUAUUAAAGCAUCAACAAAGAAUUUGAUAAGGGCAGCAUUAAUCGAUCGUGGUUUUAUUACUAAGGAUGAUACAUUGGAUUCGAUUCAAGAGGCAUUAAAAGAAGUGGACUUACCUUCAGAUAAUCCAAGAGAUUGGUUUAAAUCUACCGCUAAGCAGGGUGUGCUUUGGUUAAAUUCAUCAUUAACAAGUGUAGAGGACGAAGAUAAAGUACCAGUUAAAGUUGAAAACUAUUGGAAACCAGUUGUAAACGAAAUUAUUAGAGCUAUUUUCAAUAAUAAAUUGGAAGAAGAAAACCCAUCUCCAACUGUUGUAGUUUUAUUGGGCAAACAAUUAUCACAAUUAAAAAAUGAAAUCGAAUUAAUUCAUUCCGAAUUUAUGGGUGCUGUACCGGUAGAAUAUGUAGAGGGAGUUAGUCCAUUUUUAGAAACAUUUUUAAAUGAAAAUUAUUUUAAAAAGAUCAAUAGCUAUUUAGAAACCCAUGGCUCGAAACCAAUUGAUUGGUGGAAACCAAAAGAAGAUGAUGAGGAAGAGGAAGAACAAGAAGAGCAACAAGAAGAACAACACGAAGAACAACACGAAGAGGAGCAACAAGAAGAGAAAGGUAUGAUUCCAGAAAAAAAAAUUGGAAAUAAGAAAUCAAAUAUUUUUGAUCAAGAUGAUUUUGAAGAGGGUCCAAAAGAUAUUGAUAUGGAGGAGAAGCCAAUUAAAUCGAAAUCGAAAUCAAGCUCUCAACCAUCCAAUGACUUUUUAUCAGACACUGCAGAGGAUAUUAAACCAGAGUCAAAACCAAUUUGUAAUUUAAUUCAAGAGAAUGGAGAUAAAAUUCAAUUAAAGCUUGAUGAACCCUUCACUUUAGGUAGAAAUAUUUUAGAAAUUAAAGAUAAGUUGGUUAGUAGGAACCAAGCAGUUAUAAAAUUUGUAAAAUCAUUUAGCGAUACAUAUUGUGUAGAGCUAACUCCAAAAGGUCAAAAUCCAAUUCAUAUUGAUAAAAAUGGAUCUUUAGAACCAUUGGCCAUUGAUACACCAAUUUAUUUAAAUGAUGGUCAACAAUUUUUAUUAUGUUCACAAAAAUAUCCAUUCACUGUACAAUUAAUAAAACCCUCAUCAACCCCAAAAAAACAAACACCAACUAAACAAGCACCAACUAAACAAACACCAACUAAACAAACACCAUCGAAACAAGUCACAAAAAGAAAGUAUGAUGAUUUUGAAGAGGAACCCCAACAUAAUACCAAAUCAACAUCGUCAACCAAAAAAGUAGCAACAGAAAGUAAACCAAAACCAAAAUCAAAACCCAAAAAAAAAGAUGACUUUAUUGAUUUUGAAGAAGAGGAUGAUUCUGGUGAUGAUUAUAUUCCAUCUGGUUCGGACGACGACAGCGAAUUUGUAGGUCUCAAACCAUUUGUUAAAUCUAGAAGUCAAGAUAAACCUGCUUGUAAAUACUGGGAUACCUGUUAUAGAAACAACCCACAACAUUUUAAAGAUUUUAGACAUCCAUAA